Messenger RNA from Paramecium sonneborni, 2090 nucleotides. Lineage: Eukaryota; Ciliophora; Oligohymenophorea; Peniculida; Parameciidae. The record is from the annotation of a GenBank genome assembly.
AUGAAAAUGGAGAAAGCUCUCUAUCUAAAUGGAAAACCAUUAAUUAAACCUCCGUUGACAGUUGAUGAACAAUUGAAUGAAAGACUUGAUAGAACUGGAUACAAGAUUGAUGACUUAAAUAGAUUGAAUGAAAAACCAGUUUUACAAAUAGUACUUCUUCAAUUUAUCAAAUAGAUAGAUCUUGAUGGUCUCACUUCUGGUUACUUAAAUAAUAAUCCAUUAUUUUAAAUGUUGAAACAGUAAAUUAUGAAUUGGAAUGAAAAGGUAACACUUCAUAGAGCUGAACAAAUCAAAUUAUUAGAUCCCUUAGUUUCUGACAAUCUAUAUCGUUAACUAAAAAAUUCUCUAUUAGAAGUCGUUAGCACAAGGAAUAAAAUAUAACAAUAAGAUUUCCUUAACAAAGUAUCAAAUUGGUUCUUCUCUUAAUUACCAAAAUCUUAGACUGCUUCAUUAAAAUAAUCUCUCUUAGAGAAAAAAGAUUCUGUAAUUAAUUUAUUGUAUUUUUAGACUCUUCAUUUUAUUCCUAAUACAUAUAAUGAAGACCAAUAUACUUCUGGAAUUGAAGAUUAUACUCUUAAAUUUCGAUCGGUUCAUCCUGAAUUUGAUCCACCUGAAGAUAGAGUAAAAACUUAUCAAAGAAAAAAUCUUUUAUCAGAUACUAGCACUCGUCCAGGAACAACUCCAGGAGUUUUAGGUGUUUCUUAAUUUACAAGACCUUAAACAUCUCAAACUACAUAUAAAAUGAUUGAUUAAGUUGAAAAACUAUAAAGACCUAAAACUAAUCAAUUACAUACACUUUCUAAAUAGUAACAAACUUGGAUGUAUGAUCCCAAUUUUCCAGUAUUUCAACCUAUUGAAGAUAAAUAAUAAAAAUCAAGCAGAAGAUUAAUUUAAAGAGAGGAAUCUCCAUUAAAAGCAGAUAAACCAACAGAUAGAGAUAAAUUAGAUUAAAUUGAAGGAAUAGAAUAAGAAUAAGAUGAGGAUGAAGAUUAAUCACCAGAAAAAAUAGAAGAAUCAAAUAAAAAUUUAGCAUCUUAAUAAGAAAUAUAAACAGUGAAAAAAAAAAAAAAAAAAGAAAGAGCAGAUAAAUAUAUUAGUAUAGCACCUGAAAAUAAAACCUAUAAAACAGAUUUUGAAACUUAAAAUGCUUAUCAAAUAGGAUAAAAGUUCAGGUUAGGAGAAUAAUAAGGGACAUUUCAUAAUUAUGAUCCUUCUUAAAUUGAAGAUAAAAUGGUAGCAGCUAGAUUAAAUUAAUAUUAUAGUGAAUAAAGAAUAAAAGAAGUAAAAGAACAAAGAGAAGAUGUUGAAAUGGUUUAAUCUAUGAAAGAAUGGGCUACUAAUAAGAGUAGAAUUGAUGAAAUGGUAUUACAAUCAGAAUAUGUAUUUAUAAAUUUAUUAUUAUUAUUAGUUAACAGCAAUGGGAUCAUAAUAUUCAAAUGUUGGAAUUAAAAUUUCAGAUUUAUAUGAAUCUAAAAAAAUGGAUUUAGCUGAGGAAAAAGCUUAUGCAAAUUAUCUUAACAGAACUUCUUUACCAAAAGCAAGAAUGGUAUAAAGUGCAGUACCAAUGACUAAGGUAGUUUAAAAUACUGUUAUACCAACUCAAGUUGAAGAGGAAGCAGAAGAUUUUUAAAGUAAAUAAGCAGAUCUUGAAAAAUAAAUUAACUCAUAAAGACUUCAAUUAUUAAAAAUGUCUAGAGGUGCCUGUCUACCAGGUGGAUUAACAAAUAAUCCUAAUUAAGAAACUAUUUAAAGUAACAGGAUUAUGUCUUCUAGUUGUUUCAAAAGUGCUUAACCAAAAAGAUUAUUCAGUUCUGUUUUAAAAACUCAUAGUAUCAAAUAAGAAUUAGACUCUCAGGUAUUAAAAUAUGUUUAUCAAAUUUAUUUAGAUUGGUGAAAUUAAACAAUUAAAAAAUAGAUUAGCAUCCGCUAACAAAUUUGUUCCAAUUAAUAUUCUUUAGAAAUCUAUAUUGAUACCUUAAGGACAUGCAAAUCCUUAUAAAGUACCUCUUCCAAAGCCAGGAAUUCUCUUAGCAAACCUUCCCGAUAAUACAAAAUAAACUAAAACCAAAAAAAAGAAAAUAAUAAAAUGA